Molecule: messenger RNA, 3158 nt
Organism: Paramuricea clavata
Lineage: Eukaryota; Metazoa; Cnidaria; Anthozoa; Malacalcyonacea; Plexauridae
Source: the annotation of a GenBank genome assembly
CCCUACUCGAAACCUGAAGCCCUGUGAUUCUUUGUCCCAAAUUCUUAUAGGAAUUUUUCCUAUAGGAAUUCCUAUAGGAAAUUUUCGUAAGGGCACCUUACUGAUCCCUACACCAGAUUAAUUUAUGCCAAACGAUUUACUUGUUAGGGGGAGAGUGCUGCCACUCAAUUGGUUAAUUUUUUUGUGAAAAACCCUGUGUUUAUGUGAAAUUUAUUUUCUCACAAAAUACAUAUUUUAUUAAUAUACAUAUAAUACACCUUAGUUACUGUUUACUAUUGACAUAACAUGUCAACUAUUGUUUACUAAUGACAAGGUAUCUGCCUUCUCCUGUACCAAAUGAUUUAUGUCGCAACCCAUGCUGUUGACAUAUUUUGUGCACAAUUGCACGAUCCUCCUUGGAUAAGUCGCUGGAAAACCUUAGCUCUUUCCUGUGAUUGUCCAUGAUAAAAUUUCGAACAGUGUUCUUUACCGAGACCUUAUUAACCCCAUCAUCUGUGAUGUCUUUCCCAAGCCCCUGCCUUCCUUGUGUCUCAUCUACUAACACUGGGUCUGCACGCCCUUUCCCUUGCGACCCCAACCCUCCCCCCGUCCAACCCAUUUUCCGUAACAUUUGAUUGCCAAGGUUAUUUUCAGAGAUUCUUGGGGCGUCUACUUUUUUCCCUGAUGCUAAGUGGUCCUUUUCUAUAACUUGUGCUUUUUGAUGUAACAGUAGUUCGUCGACAACUGGCUGACAUGCUCGAAGUAUCUUUACCGCUUGUUCCGCACAUGUACGUUUGGCAUCUUUCUUGGUAGAUGCUUGUCCUGUGGCUACUAAAAUAUAGUUAAUGACAACAGCACAACUGAAAAAGCCAUCUUUUAGUCCUAACUCUUGAAAUUCUAUAGUCAUUUUAGCUCUUUGUGCAUUGCCAUGUAGCAAACAUAUAGGGUUUUCCGGUCCUGCAGAGUCUCGGACAUAAAGAGUAAGGCCUUUAAUGAGUGGCUUUUUAUUCCCUUCGUCUUGUUUUCGUUUUAUUUCAGCGGGAAUAUCCAUAGCUCUAGUACAACCGGCUUCGAGCUGUUGAACUCUUUCCUCUGUAGGUCCUGGGUAUCUACAGCCGAGAAAUUUCAUAUUUGCCCAAACCAUAGAUAAAGCAUCCAGCUGUUCAAUAGGAAUUGUUCCUCUGUUUGCUUCUAUAAAUUCUUUUCUUGCUUCCCACUGAAUUUCAUUCUCCCAAACACUUUUUCUCACCCCAUCACCGGCGGCCAUUUUGGAAUUUUUACCUUCUUCUUCGAAUACAGUUGAUCCGACAACCUAAUGAUAUUAAAAUACGCGUAAAAAGUAUCCAAGACCACGAAUUUUAUUUUUGUUUUUUUUAACUUUUCUGGAAAUGUUUUGAAUAAUGUUUUGAUAUUAAAUGUUUUUUGAGAUGUUUAAAUGUAAAAUACACUUAAUAUAUAUAAAAUAAAGUACAUAAAAUAUGAACACAAAAUGUUUUAGUAUUGUACAAGCAAACAUUUUCCGGUAUAUUUUGUCGACGUUUGGGUGCCUAAAUUGGUUUGGGAUGUCCAUGAUUUUGCAAACAUUUUUUUGUUAGUAAUAGUAUCAUGUUGAUAAGAAAUAGCAUUUCUUGGUUUGCUUUUGGAAAAAGAGUUGUCAUCUGUUUUAAACAACGUCUAAGCAGGCAUUAUGGACAUUAUGUUGGCUGUCAAACCCAGUUUGGUGUUUUUAUGCAGCAAAAUCAUGGACCCAAAAACUUUCCAUUGCUAUUGGAUAAAACAAGGUUAAUAAAUCACGGAUAUGGUAUUAUUAAGCAGUUUAGUUUAUUAAGUUCAACAGAACUUAUUCAAACACUUUCUGCUCGUAAUGUCGUUCAAUUUUGGAGAAAAACUGGUUCCAAACGACAACACAAUUGUUUGCAGUUGCAGAGUUUCUCGACAAGUGAAAAAGAAAAAGUAACAAGUACAAGUCAUGCAGAGUUGCCAAACGAGCAUUGGGUGCCAUAUUUGGUUAGUCGGAUCCAUAGUCUUGAAGAAUCUUCACGUUUCCAUGGUUACUCAACAUUACGGUGGGGCCUGUCUAUAAUUGUUGCUGCACUGGCUGGUGUGUAUUUUUUCCGAGACCAACUGAGGGACAAUGUUGCAGAUGAAGUUGCAGAUGUUGCGUCUCGAUCAAUGGGUAAGAGUGUGAUUGGGUCAUUCCAGAAAACAUCCAUACCUCCCCCACAGAGGAAAUUGGAAACAAAUUUUUCUCCCCUCCGCCUCCUGACAGCAGAGAUUUCUUCCUUGGGGCAGGGUGGAUCUAUUAUGGAACGACCCAUUGGUGCAUCUAAAUAAUUAGCAUUGAAAUAAGUAGUUUAAUUUUGCUUGCUUUUGUAAGUGUCAAUAGUCUCAUCCACUCACCAUGUUGUGUUUCUUUUCCAGGUGAUGAGAAUGUGAUAUUAAAGGCUCACGACAUGACGAAAGGGGUUCUGAAAAGGCUCACGAGUGAGGCAGACACAUCUGCUUUAGCCAGUGAAUUUCUUAAGACAGUGUUGCAGCAAAAUGAUGUUCGAAACACAGCAGUAUCAUUUGCAACAAGCAUCUUCGACCAUCCUGAAACUCAAGAAAAACUUCAAGAAGUUGUGAAAAACACCUUGCAUUCCAUAUUAAACAACAAAGAAACUAAAGAUUUACUACUGGAGUUUAUUAAGAAUUUAAUCGAAGACCCACAAACCAAGGAAACAUGCAACUUAUUCCUCCAAUCUUUGACAAAAGAUCCAGACAUUCAAAAGAUGGUCUCAGAGUUUUUCAAAAGUGUACUAGCAUCGCCGACUUUCCAAAUUGAAGCAAUUACGCUGGGACGAGAGGUCACAAACAAGGUGGUUCACGACAAAGACAUUCAGAAACAAACUGGUGAUGCACUUUGGAGUGCUGUCAAGUAUGGAGUCACACCUCACUGGUUUCGUGGGGAAAUAUAAUGACCAUGUUUUUACCAACAUAUUUUGUUACCAGAAUCGUAUGUUGGCUUUUACUAAUUAUGCAAAGUUUAGGGAAGAGAGAGAUUUAUUGUGUAAUUAUUUAAAAUAUUUAAAUGUUUUUCUAAAAUAUAGAAAAGAGAUUGUAAGAUUAUUUAUAUUAAAAGUGUGAAAAGUUUUAGUGACUUUCCAUACAGUAUCCAAAAUUAUGUUGUUAGGCUGUGA